AUGCCUACUACUACAACCUCCACCCCCCUCCCAACCCUAAUCUUCAUCCCGGGCGCCUGGCACCUCCCAACCUGCUACACCAAACUCAUCACCUACCUCCAAACCCACCACCCAACCCUCAACUGCACGACCAUCACCCUCCCCUCCACAACCGGCGACCCCAGCGCCACAUUCAAAGACGACCUCUCCGCCGCCCGCGCCGCCAUCACCCACGAAACCCUCCACCACGGACGCAACGUUGUCCUAAUCGCGCACUCCUACGGCGGGAUGGUCGCCAAUAGCGCCAUCAAAGGCUUCACAGUCCCCCAAACACCCACAUCCGGCACCAUCAUCGGCCUAAUCCUCAUCGCCUCCGGCUUCACCCUAACCGGCUUCUCCUUCAUGGACCCCUUCCUAGGCCACCCCCCGCCCUCCUGGCGCGCAAACCACACCACCGGCUUCGCCGAACUAGUCACUUCCCCCCGCGAACUCUUCUACCAUGACCUCCCUGAGGAAGAAGCCCGGUACUGGGCCUCGCAGCUCAGACCGCAGAGUCUGAAAGCGCUGUUCGAGGGCGGUGAGUUCUCGUAUGCCGGGUGGAAGGACGUCCCGUGCUGGUAUAUAGGCACGGAGGGGGAUAGGGGGUUGCCGGUGCUGAUGCAGCGGGUGGGUGUUGGGAUCGCGAGGGGGUUGUGUCCUCCGGGAUGGAGGGUGGUGUAUAGGGAGGUGGUGGGCGCCAGUCAUUCGGUGUUUCUGAGUAGGGUUGAGGUCGUGGGUGGGUUGGUUUGGGAGGCUGUAGGGGGGGUUAUGGGGAGGAAGGAUCUUGGGUUUGAAGGGGGCGGAAGGAAGGGGGUGGAUGGUUAUUGGGAGAGUCAGGGUGUGGUUGUGCCUGAGGCGGAUGUUUGGAGGGUGUCGACGUGGUUCAAGUAUGGUGUGCCUGCGGCGUUGGGGAGGGGGGUAGGGUGGGGGUUUGGGUUGGUUGGGUGGGUUAGGGGGUGGUGGUAG
Messenger RNA from Aspergillus tubingensis, 984 nucleotides. Its product is annotated as alpha/beta hydrolase. The record is from RefSeq and is a predicted model, not a curated record. The coding region runs from base 1 to 984 and encodes 327 amino acids. NCBI's taxonomy places the organism in Eukaryota, Fungi, Ascomycota, Eurotiomycetes, Eurotiales, Aspergillaceae. The transcript has a single exon.